AUGCCCAUUGUUGGGCAUAUUGGACCUGUCGUGGCUGGUAAAGAACAGAGUGGGAUACGUUUUCAGAAGAUAUACGAUAAAUAUAAGGAUAAAAAGAUCUUAGGUAUACAUCAGUUCUAUCGCAGAACACUUGUCAUCUGCGACCCUGAGCUCAUAAAGCGAGUGUGUGUCAACGACUUUAUGUAUUUUACGGAUAGAGGUUUCUUCUUUGAUAAGGACCUAGACCCUCUGGCGGAGUCAGUGUUGUAUUUGCGAGGAAAUGAAUGGAAACGACUGAGGGCGAAAAUAUCGCCGAUAUUCUCACCAAUCAAAUUAAAAGGAAUGCUACCAUUGAUAGAGAACACCGCGAACAAGUUCGUCUCCCACAUCCAAAAACUGUUUUCUCUUGUUAAAAACAUUGAAAAAAAAUCUAAUAAAAAAGUGAAUAGUUAUAAAAUUCUAAAUAAACGUAUAGAAGUGAAUAAUAAUUUGGAUAAUGCAAUAGUAGUAGAUUCUGAUGAACUCGUAGGCGGGUAUACGGCGGAUGCGAUAGUACCUUGUGCCUUCGGUGUUAAGAGCAAUGUAAUGGACAACAGUGACGACGCCUUUGCGGUCGCUUUGGGAGCAUUCUACGAAUUGUCCUUCUCUAAUAUAUUUGAAAAAACAAUGCGACACUUAUGGCCAGCUUUCGUAUUAUUUUUUAAAAUGAGAAUAAUUCCAAAGAAAACCCAUGAUUUUUUUUACAACAUCGUGUCUAACGUCAUUAAGGAUAGGGAGAAUGGUGUCCGAGAGAAACGUGGUGAUUUCAUAGACAUGAUGGUUGCUUUACAAAGCGAAGAUAGAAAUAAUAAUGCCAUUGAAGAUAAAGAAAAUGACGUUAAGAUCACGGAAAUGGUAAUAGCAGCAAAUGCUUUCAUAAUAUUUCUGGGUGGGUAUGAAACUACAUCGUCGACACUAGCGUUUCUUUUCCUGGAAUUGGCCGCACAUCAAGACAUUCAAGAGAAAGUGAGAGAAGAAAUACAGCAAGUGUAUACCAAACAUGAUGGGAAGAUGACUUCAGAAAUGUUGCAGGACUUGAACUAUAUGGAUAUGGUGAUACGAGAAACCUUAAGGCUCUACCCUCCUUUCCCCACCAUUCAACGUAUUUGCACCACAGAUUACCAAAUACCAAGAACUAAUGUUGUAGUGGAAAAAAAUACUAUAGUAGUAUUUCCUACACUCGGCCUUCAUAGAGAUGAUCAGUACUUUCCAAAUGCUUCAUCUUUCGACCCGUCGCGUUGGGAAACAUCGCCGCCGCCGGGAGUGUACGCGCCUUUUGGUGAUGGCCCGAGGUAUUGUAUUGUUUUACCCACCUGCAAGAAUACUCCUAUUUUUACUCUCUUAUACACAUCACUUACGAUAAAUACGAAAAUGGAAUCCAUCAAGGAGUCGUUAUCUGCACUAACUGACAUGUUUAAUGCAAGAAUGCAUGAGUUCCAACAGGACUUAAGCAAAGCAUCAACACCAGCUUCAAGUAGUGUUCUACCAGGUGAAUUUAACCAUUUCCGCAGUUUUAUUUUAUCUGCAUUGAACACACUGCAACGGCAGGUUGAAUAUCUCGCAUUAGAGGUCGACAGGCAAGAGAUGAGGAACAGGCGGAAAAUGUUAUUAUUUCACGGUGUUCCUGAGCAAAAAACAGAAGACAUCCCGGCCCGAAUCACUAGCUUAAUUGCCGAACACCUGGACUUGCAGAACUUUUCUACUGAAAAUAUUAAGCACUCGUUUCGCUUAGGCCGUUCUUCUGAUAAGCCCAGGCCUAUAGUAGUAAAAUUUAGUGAUGUUUCCGUGCGUAACAAAGUAUGGUUUGCUAAAACCAAACUAAAGGGCACUGGUGUUACGCAAUCGGAGUUUCUCACGAAAUGUAGGCACGAAGCAUUUUUAGAGGCGAGGCAACGGUUCGGGGUCAGCAAUUGUUGGACACGAGGUGGGUGCAUCCACAUCAUCGCACCUGAUGGAUCUCGACACCGGGUGGAGUGCAAGUUGGAUCUCAGUGCCAUACCAAACAGUCCAGUGAAAUCAUCCGUGCAAAAGAUAGUAGUGUCGAAAAAAACAGAUAAUGUUAUACCUUCUCGCGCAAAACGUAUAGCUAAGAAG
Brenthis ino (lesser marbled fritillary) is the source of this 2112-nucleotide messenger RNA. Lineage: Eukaryota; Metazoa; Arthropoda; Insecta; Lepidoptera; Nymphalidae. The record is from the annotation of a GenBank genome assembly.